AUGGCGCAGGUUGAGGCCAAACAGCUCCAAACCAUGGCAGGCGCACGGGGUCCCGAGGGGCGCGAGGACACCCUCCGCAACUCCGGCAGCACGUCGGACGCGGCCCCCACGAAGCCCGCCAAGGCGCCCAGCAGCGACUCGGGCGGCAGCCGCGCGAGCCGCGGCUGCCUGCGCUUCUCCGACGCCCUGGCGCACGCGAUCGACAAGGCCUUCUUCAAGCUCGGCGGGUUGGUGGGGCGGAACCCCAUCAAGGUCGCCGUCGGGGUGUUUGUGUUUGUGCUCCUGUGGCUCGCGGGGCUCGCGCGCUUCACCAACGAGACCCGGAGCGAGAAGCUGUGGAUCCCCGCGGACAGCGAGGCGCAGGACGACAAGGUCUUCGCGGAGGAGCAGUACCCGUCGAUCGUGCGGCCGCAGGUCGUCCUCAUGUCGGACACCAGCAGCACGCGCAACGUGCUGACCAAGCAGGCCCUCGACCAGAUGUUCAACGUGGACCGCGCGGUCCGCGCCGUCGCCGUGCCGUACACCGGGCCCGACGGCGUCACGACCACGCUGACGUACGCCAACCGCUGCUCGACUCUCGGCGGCGCGUGCUGGGUGCGCGGCAUCCUGGAGGCCUUCUACGACCCCGCCACGGGGGACUACAACCCGGACCUGUGGGCGACGACGGAAGCGAUCGUCUCCCGCCUGAACGCCGCGGAGAUCCGCGCGUCCACGGGCGAGCGCCUGUCCCUGUUCGACCUCAUCAGCGAGGUGGGCGUGGAGCGCGACGCGCAGGGCCGCGUGGUGUCCUCGCCGGCCUUCCGCAUGGCCUGGUUCAUGCGCAGCAACGUCGGCGCGUCGGACGACGACCCGGAGUCGGAGGCGUGGGAGCAGGGCUACCUGGACGCCGUGGAGCUGCAGAACACGGCCGUCGAGGCGGACCCGAGCACGCUCAAGCUGGACUACCUCGCGUCGCGGUCGUUCUCGGACGAGUUCGGCGGCGCGAUCAGCUCGGACAUCCAGCUCCUGCAGGCCGCGAUCAUCGUGCUGUUUGUGUUUGCCACGGCGAUGCUCAGCCGCUGGGACCAGGGCUGGGUGGGCGUGCGCGUCGCGGUGGCGUUCUACGGCCUGAUCACGAUCGGCCUCGGCAUCGCCUUCACCAUCGGGUUCUGCUCGGCCGUGGGCCUCUUUUACUCCCCCCUCAUGUCGGUCAUGCCCUUCCUGGUGCUCGGGAUCGGCAUCGACGACGUGUUCGUCAUCGUCAACGCCAUGGACCUCACCGACCCCGCGCUGCCCAUCGCGGAGCGCGCCGCGCUCGCGCUGGCCUCCGCGGGCAGCUCCAUCACGGUCACCAGUCUGACGGACUUUGCUGCCUUCCUGAUCGGGACCAACACGUCGCUCCCGGCGCUCCGCAACUUCAACGUGUACACGGCGAUGGGCAUCCUCGGCAUCUACGCCUUCUCGUGCACCUUCUUCCUCGCGCUGCUCUGCCUCGACGAGCGCCGCCGCAACGCCAGCCGCGCCGACGUGCUGUGCUGCCUCACCGUGCAGCCGCGCUGCUGCUGCGCGCGCCCGGGCGAGGGCGACGACGGCACCGGCGCCAUCGUCCGGAACAAGACGACGUCCUACCGCGUCAUGGCCCGCCUCGGCCAGUUCCUCGCCAAGCCCGUCACCAAGGGCGUGGUCGUCGUGGCCUUCCUCGCCAUCAUCGGCGUGGGUAUCUCCGGGGUCCCGCAGAUGCAGAUCGAGGCCGACGUGCAGGACUUCGUGCCCCCCGGGUCGUACCUCACGGGCUUCGUCAGCACCAACGAGGACCUCUUCACCUCGGUGGGCGUGGACUUCGACGUGUACUUCGAGUCCGGGGUCGACUACAGCUCCGCGGGCGUGCAGGCCGACCUCGACGACGUGCGCAACGCGAUGCUCGCGAACCCGCAGGUCGUCAACGACUACGUGGACUCGUGGUGGUUCUCGUACAAGGCCGCCAAGAGCGCCGCGCAGCAGCCCGUGCCGGCGGACGCCGCCGCGCUGUACGCCGACAUCAAGGCGUUCCUCGACACCGGCGCCGGGAAGCGGUUCCAGCGCGCGGUCGUGUUCGUCAACGACAACGACGCCGCGCAGGGCAUCCGCACCAGCCGCUUCUCCGGCGUGUUCAUCAAGGCCGCCGACUCGCAGGAGCAGGUCGACCUCAUGGACAACGCGCGCGUCAUGGUCGCCGACGCCGUGCGCGACGGCCCCCUCGAGGGCAAGGCCUUUGCCUACGGCGAGUCCUUCCUGCAGUGGGAGCAGUACAAGCGCGUGGAGCAGGAGUUCACGACCAACAUCGCGCUCGCGCUCGCGAUGGUCGGCGUCAUCAUCUUCCUGCUCCUCGGGAACCCGCUCGCGUCGCUCGUCACCUACCUCACCGUCGCGUGCGUCGUCGUCGAGAUCAUCGGCUACCUGCACUACUGGAACGUCACCAUCGACUCGGUCGUCGUCAUCAUGCUCGUGCUCUCGCUCGGGCUCUCCGUGGACUACUCCGUGCACAUCGCGCACGCGUUCAUGUCGUCGGGCGGCGAGCCGAACGAGCGCCUCGUCGAGACGCUGGCGACGAUGGGCACCGCGGUGCUCUCGGGCGGCCUCUCGACGUGGCUGGCCGUCCUGCUCAUCGGCGCCAGCGAGUCGUACGUGUUCGAGACGUUUUUCCGCGCGCUCUUCCUCUGCACGACGCUGGGCAUCACGCACGGCCUCAUCUUCCUGCCCGUCGUGCUCUCGCUGGUCAACCCCAAGGCGCACGCGCACGCGGAGGAGCGCUACGAGGGCAGCGUGACCAAGACCGCCGACGUCUGA
Molecule: messenger RNA, 2805 nt
Organism: Pedinophyceae sp. YPF-701
Lineage: Eukaryota; Viridiplantae; Chlorophyta; Pedinophyceae
Source: the annotation of a GenBank genome assembly